GACUUGCGACCUGAGGAAUGUUGGGCAUAUGCUGGCAAGGGUGUCCAUGAUAAAGUACCCAAAGGGACUUCUUAUCACGGAAGGAUGUACUCAUAAUGACGAGUUGGUGGAGGAUUUUAUGAACAUAUCUUCAUCUAAAGAAAGCAUGAUCAUGGCGAUUUUCUACUCUUUCCAGUUCAUUAGUUCUGACUACGUUACCUUGAAUUGUAAAAUUCUAAUAUGCGCGAGACCGUCAACUGCUUGUGACAUCGAUUGCAGCAAUAAAAGAAGACGUCGGCAGUCGACUCACGAUAACUGGAAUCAAGCAGACGACAAUAAGGGAGGCAACUCUUAUAGAAUUAUAAAUUCUCAAAUCAGAGUGACAAACUCAAGCGCGAUAACUUUUGGAUCAGCAAAUAUUUGGUCAGUGUUUGCAUGGCUGGUGCUUAGAAUUCUAUAAAAAAAAACACAUGAAUUACCGGAAACUUCUAAUGAUUGUUCUGCGCAUGUGCAAGCCAAGUCGGCUUUGAAUAUGUAAUAUAAGUUCUGACAUGAAGAUAUGCCUAUAUAAAUAUCUGUAUUAAGUUCCUAGUUUAUUACAGUUUAUGAAUGUUCUUCCUCUUAUUCUAGUGGCAUUACCAAUGUUGUAUCUAAUAAAGUACCGUCAAAUAAUUUGUGUUUGAUGUUACGUUCAAAACUCUUGUGAAAUAAAAAUUUCAAGUAAAAUUUGUGAUCUAUUGUUUAAUUACAUUAACAGCCAAACUUGCCAAUGGCGACUCAUCGAAUUAAACGGCGUAUAUGACCAUAUUUUAGACCACUAUAUACAGUUACUGAAUUAAACAGCUAUAUGACUGACGCAACU
Messenger RNA from Ruditapes philippinarum (Manila clam), 841 nucleotides. RefSeq lists its product as uncharacterized. NCBI's taxonomy places the organism in Eukaryota, Metazoa, Mollusca, Bivalvia, Venerida, Veneridae. The record is from RefSeq and is a predicted model, not a curated record.